Messenger RNA from Pezoporus occidentalis (night parrot), 4200 nucleotides. RefSeq names its product interferon induced transmembrane protein 10 (gene IFITM10). Gene Ontology annotation, cellular component: plasma membrane. The record is from RefSeq and is a predicted model, not a curated record. The transcript has 3 exons. Bases 3491 to 4081 code for a protein of 196 amino acids. Lineage: Eukaryota; Metazoa; Chordata; Aves; Psittaciformes; Psittacidae.
CAUGUCCCAAGCUUCUGCUCCCCCAGGAUGCCUUAAUACCACAAUCAGCUGUUCUCCAAGGUUAAGGAAAUUACUUAACCCAAAAGGGCUGGCUGGGUCCUGGAAACCAGUCAUGCAGCCCACUGUUCCUCAAUAGCCCAAGGGUAGAACAAGUCAUCCACUGCCAAAUAUUUAUCUACCGGAAUAUGAGAGUGUUGUUUCUGCUGGGGGGAAUGUGGGGGGAUUGUACUUAAACCCUUAAUCAUGCCAUGAGUACUGAACUUUAUGUCUCAGUGAGAACAGCCACAGGCUUGGUCUUGGCCAAGAGCUGGAGAAGCCAAGAGCCAGGAUUGUCCAUCCAUGCUUUUCCAGCAGGGAGCAAGGCACAACCCACCCCAUGAGCAGCCUGCAGACAGCCCCACAUUAUCUUACCAAGCAGAUCCUCAGGUUGACACCAUUUAUUGCACAAUCUCUGCAGAACCCCAUGCACAAGACAGUUCGGUAAGUCACUCUGCUAAAUGUCUCCACUGAUGGAAAGAAGAUUUUCAUGACAUGUCCCCUUGAAUAGUAGGGCACCUGGCCCUGACCCUCAGGUCUGUCUUCAUGGGUCUGAUCCUUCUCCAACCAGCUCUACUUUGCUAAAAGCCCAUCUAGACAAGGACCUGCCCAGGGAGAGGGAGAAUGAGACCCCUCUCUUAUGGAGAUGACUUGCUCAUUUGGUUGCCUCAGCAGUACGUUCAUUUGGAAAACUAUUUUUACUCACCAUGAAUGACUAAGCACAUUGGUUUGGGUGCUGGUGGCUUUUUUCUUUUUCCGCUCUUUCUUGGAUUUAUUUAUUUUUAGGUUCCUUUGGGAAGGAAAAGAAGUGGAGCGCAGACUGGAAGCUUAGAGGACAGGAGACAGAGAUCAAGGGAGAGCGGGGAGAUGGGUUUUUCCCCUGCAAGCCUCAGGCUACCUUACUGCUUAUAGGGCUUAGCAACACACUGAGGAAUUUUAUAGGUGGUAUAGGAAAGAACAUUCAGGAGGCUGUGGGCUUUCUCCAUCAGAAAAACGCAGGGUCAAGUCCUAGUAAUGGUUUCCCAGAGAGCUGGAGCAGGCUUUCAUAUGGAAGACUUUCUCACGGGUCUUACAGCACUUGGUUAUGCUACAGCCCACAUGUCUCUAACAAGAUUACAGGGGAAUUGCUUUGGGGCAGGAAACACCCUUAUGUUCUAUUUGUCUCAUGCUUAGCACAAAGGGACGUGGGCCUUGACACCACAGUAAUACAGAUGACUAUUCAUAGUCACUCCAGCUUUUAUUUGAAAGGAAAGUGGUCCUAAACCUUAUGGUUGAGGGCUUGCAUGCAUGACCUUGAAGGACUCCCAGAAAAUUGGAGGAGUGUUAAAACAACACAGAAUAUUGAGGGGUUUUAUUCAUUGAGCCAUUUUUUUUAAGCCUAUUGCCUGAUUUUGAAGAUUCAUAUGAAUGGUUUUAGAACUGGUGAUGCUGUAUAUAUGCUAUUGUGAUACACAGUAAUAAAUCUCUCAUUGCUCACACUUCACAUCAAGAAAGAUGAUGAAUUACCAACCCAAAGACCCAAAAGCACUCUGCAAACUAUAGGGCUGACCUGGUACGUGGAGAAGAGAAAAAGCAGCCAUGCAGCCUCCCUGAACUUUGUCUGCCGCACAGCAGGGAAUGUGUCCACCUCUGUUGAUCUGACAUUCCCCUACACCACCCUGCUGCCUCCUCUUGCCUCCUCCAGAAGCCCUCUUUGACCUUUUCCUCUGCUCACUCUCCAUCCCUGCCUGAUGUUAAGAAGAGGAGGAGCCCUACCUACACAACUUUCCCCAGGCAAAUGAACAGCAGGCUCAUCAGCAGCUCCUAUGAUAGGCACCAAUCUGCAUCCAAGGAGUUUCGUUGCUCCUCCUGAACCAGCUCUGCACAGGUGCGAGUUGCCUGGGAUUGUCCAAGCCCUUCAGAAAAGCUGGUGGCAGGUGGCUGCAGUUCUGCCUCUCCUGCAAACCUCUUUAUCCCACAGGAGCAUCAUUCUCACCCCAGCACUGCUUCUGCUUCUUAGAAGCUUCUUGGAGAGAAACCUGGGUCUUGUCACAGGCAGAUAAUAAAACCCUCUUUACUUUGGCAGAACCCAGCAGCACUUCAGCAGUGAUAAAUCCUGAACCAGAUGCAAUUUGUCCUUUUCUAACCAGCACAGGUUGGUUAAAGGACAGCGGGAUUAAACCGGCUUUGUAGAGACUGGACCCUCUCCAGUCUGGGCAUCCUGCGGAUGUGCAAGAAGUCCCCUCGCAUCACACCAACCCAUGGGGAUGAACACAGGGUGUGUGCACCUACACAGGAGCCAAACCUGCCUGUGAACAGCUGAAUAAAUUACCAUCUUUAUUUCUUAGGUCAGCACUUUGUGGGUAGGCUUAAGGCAAUGCCAGAGGAUUUCCCUUCCCCUGCAGGUACUGCUUGCACAAACUUCUGUUUGACCCAGCCUGCUUCCAGUGCUCUGGGACUCCCCUGCUCCCCUUCCUUAGAGCCACAGCAGAACCAGCUGCUGCCUCAAGGCCACCUGAGCUGGGCCGGGCUCUGCCACUUGCAUGACACAGCGUGUCCUCACAUCCUCACCCUCCCGGUGCCACAGCUGCAUCCUCCUGAAUGACCUGCAAGCUCUCCCUGCGUGGCACCAGCUGCUCUCCAGCAUCACAUCCCAUGGGGGAUGCUACCACAGCACCCCAGAAUUGGAUUUCCAUGCAGCUCCCAGAGUAGCUGGCAAAGGGAGGCAGCAAGCACUUCCCUGAUUCUGUGCCAAGCCCAGGCACGGCCAAAUCCUCCUGCGCUUGUCCAUCCUUCAUGACAUCCCAACCUCCCUCCCCUAAAGCAGCCGCAUGCCCUGCAUCCUGCUUCCAGGGUGCUCCCGCCCCUGCCCACACUGGGAUUUGUUCAGUGCAGACAGGAUUUAUCACACCACACGCAGGAUUUAUCCCCUUUCCAUUCAUCCCCCACGACCGCUGUGCUGCUGUCACCUCCCCUUGUCGCGCAGUCCCAAUCGUCCCCACACGCCCGUGCCACUCUUCCUUUAGGUUUUCACCGAGCCUAUGGGAACAAACACGCAGCGAGUCCCCACUGCAAAGGUCUCUGUGAGUGACGCAGGGGACAGUCGGGCAGAGCAUCCCCUCCAGAAGACCAGGGAAGCCGCUCGGCCGGGGCCCAGAAGAUGCCCUUCUCCAGUAAGGCAUUACCAGGAUGCUCCAAGCAGGAGGUGACGUCCCGGUGGGGCUGAGACACGGAGGAGCUCUCCUGCGUGGAGCAUGUUCGGGGGGGAAGAAAGGGGCUGCAGGCUGAUCUUCCCAUUCCCUAACACCCCCACUGCCCACCGCUAGUCCAUGGGUGCCCUCCCUCCCCCCUCCUUCCGCAACUCCAGCGCCGAGGAAGCCGAGCCGGAGGCAGUGCUGAGCCGGAUACGCAGCGACUUCCCGCAUCCCUCCUUGUGAGUAUCCCUCGCUCCUCCUGAUGCCUUCGGAGGAGACGGAUGGACGGACGGACGAGCAGCCAGAGGGCAGAGCGCGGUGACUCCGCGGCAGCCACCACGGAGAGGACACAGGAUCCCCCCUUGGGCCCGCCGUGCCCUUUCGAAGGGGUGGCCUGGACCCCGCGCCACCCCCAGGACCCCCCCCAGGGCUGCUUUGCCUGCAUCGCCAAGCCCCCGGCUCUCCGGCAAGCUUCGCCGGUCCUGUCUCCUUCUUCUGCCGUUUAUCUCAUGGAGAGCAAGAGCUGCAAAGGGGACAGCCUGCGACCGGCGGUCCCGUGCAAGCACUCGGUGGAGAAAAAGACGAUGACCAACCCCACCACUGUCAUUGAAAUCUACCCUGACACCACCGAGGUGAACGACUACUAUCUCUGGUCCAUCUUCAACUUUGUAUACCUCAACUUCUGCUGCCUCGGCUUCAUCGCCUUGGCCUAUUCACUGAAAGCCCGGGACAAGAAACUCCUCAAUGACUUAAAUGGAGCUGUUGAAGAUGCCAAGACAGCCCGUCUUUUUAACAUCACCAGCUCAGCCCUUGCCACUUUCUGUAUAAUCCUUAUCUUCAUCUUCCUGCGAUACCCCCUCACUGAUUACUAGAGUGAGGCCAACAGCAGUGGCCACCGCCAAAAUGCCUCUAUGCCAGAAGUGUCUGCAGUUGUUUCUUGUAGUAAGGGCGCAAAAGAAUAAAAACAAUACUCCACCUUGAUUGCAAAAAA